Dacryopinax primogenitus is the source of this 414-nucleotide messenger RNA. RefSeq lists its product as uncharacterized. Gene Ontology annotation, biological process: autophagy of mitochondrion. The record is from RefSeq and is a predicted model, not a curated record. NCBI's taxonomy places the organism in Eukaryota, Fungi, Basidiomycota, Dacrymycetes, Dacrymycetales, Dacrymycetaceae. The transcript has 2 exons. Bases 1 to 414 code for a protein of 137 amino acids. Gene Ontology annotation, cellular component: mitochondrial outer membrane.
AUGGACCAGCCACUGACUGCCCAUGAAGCACCCUCCGUACCUGCUCCUCCACCAGCUGACCUUCGCCCUGCGGAGCCCACGUCAAUGGUAAACAUCUACGAACUCUCGUUUGGUGCAGUAUGUGGCAUAUGCGCAGGUGUAUUCAUCAAGAAAGGCGCCAAGAUGCUGGCCUUCGUCCUUGGAGGGAUCUUCGUUCUUCUCCAAUACUGCAACUCUAUGUCACUGAUCAGUGUCAACUGGGACAAAGCUUCUGAGAGGUUCGACAACCUGUUUUCCAGCACUGGGCCGGAUGGCGUGAGGCACCCGCCCACUGUCGCGUCUCUCUGGAACUGGUUGGUGGAUUUCCUGCUCGCUGACUUCCAGCAGAGGGCGUCAUUCGUCGCUGGCCUUCUUCUGGGUCUGCGCGUUGGAUGA